Messenger RNA from Trichoplax adhaerens, 318 nucleotides. RefSeq lists its product as uncharacterized. The coding region runs from base 1 to 318 and encodes 105 amino acids. Gene Ontology annotation, biological process: vacuolar proton-transporting V-type ATPase complex assembly. Lineage: Eukaryota; Metazoa; Placozoa; Uniplacotomia; Trichoplacea; Trichoplacidae. The record is from RefSeq and is a predicted model, not a curated record. The transcript is spliced from 2 exons. Gene Ontology annotation, cellular component: endoplasmic reticulum membrane.
AUGGCGAAAAGUAAUAAUGAUACUGAUGCAGCUCUUAGUAGCGAUAAUUCGGGUUUCUUUGGCCCAAUUGUUGAUAAUAUUUUCCAACCUGGUGUUAAUUCUCAAGUAGUCAUUUUUAUUAACGUCGUCUUCGUAAUCCUGUUAAUUUUAUUUAUAACUUUAGCGGUGUUAUGGGAGUUAAAUAUUCACCUUAUCAUCCUAGGAUCGCUAACCUUUAUCUUAAUUAUUUCAAUAAAUUGGUUUCUUGCUGAAAUCCAAAAAGUAAAGAUGGAAAGUGCACAGGAACAUAACGAAGAGGAUCAUAACAAAAAGGAUUAA